Molecule: messenger RNA, 2028 nt
Organism: Eruca vesicaria subsp. sativa (arugula)
Lineage: Eukaryota; Viridiplantae; Streptophyta; Magnoliopsida; Brassicales; Brassicaceae
Source: the annotation of a GenBank genome assembly
AUGGACUUAGAAGAUUGUCAUCUACCACAACACCCCUCAAUCAAUUCCAUCGACAUCCGCCGCGUGGAGUUCGACCCCGAUUUGGUAGUCACGCCUAUUAUACCCAUCGAAAGUCAGGCACAACCAGGAUGGGGAGUGUGGGAUGACGAUGACAAGGAUGACAGUGUUAUCUACUUGGAACAACUGAUAGCUGAUGAACAUUCCUUCAACAAACAAAUGUGGCAUGGUGGGGUUACAUCUGAGCCUCUCAUCCAGGAGCCAAAGAAAAGGGUCCGGGUUAAGAAGAAGUCUCCUCCUAUUAAGCAAUCUUUGAAACCAAAACAACCAUCUUCAUCGAAUCAAAGGCGUAUAAGUUCCUACUUUACGCGUUCAAGCGUCCACAGCUUUACAAAUGUUCAACUUACGGAGAUUGUGAUCCAGCUUUCAAUGGAAAUUAAGCAGCUCCGCCGGGAGAUGAAACGUAGGAAGAAACGUUCUCAUCAUAGGCAAUCAUCUUUUCAUUACUCCAUGCUUCCCCGUCGCAAGAAGUCCAAAACAACUCCCCACAAGCCUGAAUCAACACCACCCAACACCGAUGGCCUUCAUAAUCAGGAUGGCGGAAUGGAGACAGAUGAGUUUCCUCAAACGUGCUCCCCUGUCAUCAGUCAAUACGAAGCUCAAUUACAUCGUGAUGCUACAGCUGAUCCCCUUCUGAGCGAUCCCUGCAUCCAGUCACAGAGUGUCCACGUUUCACCUAACCACAAUAAUAUAAGUGUCCACAUUUCUCCCGACCACAAGGAAGGCAUCCACAAUCUAACUGUGCACAGAUCUCCGGACCACAAGGAAGAUAGUGGUCACCACUCCCCUGUUGAUCCACAAACCAUACAUCACCCACCUCCGGACACAUAUUCCUAUGACGAGCCACCUCUUACGCCAGUCAGCGUGCAACCUCCUUGGUCUGAACUCAAAUCCGCCAUCUACGAUCAAAGUGAUCACCCCAACAGCCCCGAGAUUAAUCACAUCCUCUAUCAUGGUGUGAGGAUUUAUGAUGCGGUCAAUCCAGACCCACCAAUCUUUGAUUCAUCUAUUCCUCCAUCCUCUCCUCAACCAAUAUUUGAUUCAUCUAUUCCUCCAUCCUCUCCUCCACGCAAUUGCUUAAUAUUGUCACCGCAGCCUACAACACUGCUUACAUCACCCACUAAGAGCAUAGACAGUUUGUCGGGCUUCGCUGGUCAUGCUGCUACCGUUAAUGCGUUCACAGCUACAGCCUCCUCCAACACUCCACCUCAUAAGGAACAAAAAACUGAAGGAGUUGAACCAAAUACUGAUGAAGUUGUUGACCUAACGGAGACAAAAGACAUGGAGAGGCACGUUCUAUCUUUGGAGGAGAUCCAUCUUUCUAAUGAAUUAUCCAGAUCGCCAUUAAUCCAUGCGAUUGCACUCAUCUCACCACUUCCAUCUCUCAAGUGGGAUCUUUUCUGCAACACAAUCAAAACUAGGAGCAACGUCUACCACACCACCCUAUCUGAGUUUGAAUUCUCCAACAAAUUUCUUAUCGAUCUCGCUAAACCACAGCAAUGGACAACUAGCCACCACAUGGAAAUUCUAAUAUACAUGCUCGCUGGGAGACAUUCAACACAUCUUCUCAGGGAAAAAUCAGCAUUCACCACACCACUCCUAGCUUCUUACAUCUAUGACAGUUGGUCUGUUUUUGGCCCCUGCAGAAAGAGAUCAACAUUUGUCUGGGAUGAGCGUCUUGCUGACAUUGUUCUCCAGGAAGGGAAGAAAUGGAUGCACGAUAUUCACACCAUCUACACUCCGAUGCUUUGGAACAACAACCUUGAUUUGGGGUUAGUUGAAAUCCUCGAUCCUAUUCCGGCUUUGUAUGCAGACACUCGUGUUGAGCGGUUCAUGCAACCAUUGUUUGUGGUUAUCCUAAACCCAAAAAAAUGGGUCCGUCCACGUCCACGUUUGAAGUUAGUGGUUUGUGGUUAUGCUCAAGCAAGAGCCGCUACAAUACUAAUCACCUUCCUCCGGUUAGUCAGAUGA